AUGUUAAAAGUCGCAUUACGCAAUAAUCAUUCGUUGUAUCAAAUUUCAAGUCACUCUCUUGUGCGUCAUUCUUCACAUGGAUCGGCAACAACACAGCAACAAAGUGGACCAGGACAUUUCGGGUUUUAUCGUCAAGUCGAACUAUUUUACGAUCGUGCUGCGAAGAUUCUCGAAGAUAAAUUAGUCGAUGAUAUGGUUAAAUCAAAACUAUCCGACGACAUGAAACGCAAAAAGGUGCGAGGAAUAUUGAAAAUCAUCAAACCCUGUAAUCACGUCUUGGAAAUACGUUUUCCUGUGCGUAGAGAUAACGGAGAACUCCAUAUUAUCGAGGCAUAUCGUGCUCAGCAUUCUCAACAUCGAACACCAUGCAAAGGUGGUAUUCGAUAUUCUAUGGAUGUCAAUCUCGAUGAAGUCAAAGCCCUGGCCGCCCUCAUGACGUAUAAAUGCGCCUGUGUAGAUGUUCCAUUCGGUGGUGGUAAAGCCGGUGUCAAAAUCAAUCCUAAAGAGUGGUCGGAAGCUGAAUUGGAACGUAUUACACGACGAUUAACUGUGGAAUUAGCAAAGAAGGGUUUCAUUGGACCUGGUAUCGAUGUUCCUGCACCAGAUAUGGGUACUGGUGAGCGUGAAAUGGCAUGGAUUGCUGAUACCUAUGCAUCAACAGUUGGUUGGGAGGACAUUCAUGCUAAUGGUUGUGUCACCGGCAAGCCGAUUUUGGUUGGAGGUAUUCAUGGUCGAACAUCAGCUACCGGUCGAGGUCUUUAUCAUGGUGUGGACAACUUUAUUAACGAAGCUUCAUAUAUGGGAACUGUUGGUCUUCUACCUGGUCUUGCUGGCAAAACGUUCAUUGUACAAGGUUUUGGUAAUGUCGGCCUUCAUUCGACGCGCUACUUAACUAGACAUGGUGCAAAAUGCAUCGGCGUACUAGAAUGGGAUGCUGCAAUUGUCAAUCCAGAAGGCAUCGAUCCCAAAGAAUUAGAAGAUUACAAACUAGAACGUGGAACAAUUAAAGGCUUCCCCGGAGCAAAACCUUAUGAUAAGCAACCGAAAGAAGAAUUGCUUUGCGAAGAAUGUGAUAUUCUUGUGCCAGCUGCAAGUGAACGACAAAUCACAUCAGAAAAUGCAGGUCGUAUCAAAGCUCGAAUUAUUGCCGAAGGUGCUAAUGGCCCAACGACACCAGAAGCUGAUGUUAUUCUUAUGAAAAACAAUGUUCUUGUCAUUCCAGAUUUAUAUAUCAAUGCUGGCGGUGUCACUGUUUCGUAUUUUGAAUGGCUGAAGAAUUUGAGUCACGUUAGUUAUGGCCGAUUAACAUUUAAAUAUCAACGUGAUACAAACUAUGCUCUACUUGAUUCCGUACAGAGGUCAUUAGAAUCGAAAUUUGGGCGAACGGGUGGAAAGAUUCCAAUUGUUCCUAGUGAAAACUUCUUCAAACGUAUGGCAGGUGCUUCCGAGAAAGACAUCGUACAUUCUGGUCUCGAACAAACAAUGGAAAAAUCAGCGCGAGCAAUUAUGCAGACAGCCACGCGUUAUGAUCUCGGUCUCGAUAUCCGUACAGCCGCUUAUGUAAAUGCGAUUGAGAAGAUUUAUAAAGUUUACGUUAGUGCUGGUAUCACAUUUGGAUCAUAA
Molecule: messenger RNA, 1623 nt
Organism: Adineta ricciae
Lineage: Eukaryota; Metazoa; Rotifera; Eurotatoria; Adinetida; Adinetidae
Source: the annotation of a GenBank genome assembly